CAGCUGAUUGUCCGUGUCAUUACCGGAGCUCGGGAGGGAAAGAGGCGUUCCCAGAAACCACGCCUCCUUUCGCCUUACUAUAGUUUCUCCUGCUUGGCAUCCCAGAGAUGGUCCGAAGUGAUUCCUCAGGGGAAGCGAAAAGAGCGCAAAUCACCCGAGCAGGAGCGGGCGCUGCCGAGCGGCGGAUAUACCCAGGACUGCCUUCUUAAUUGCGCUAAUCUUCCGUUUUAUCCAUUUGAGCCGGAAGGAGGACUUUUGCUUUGAAAGCGACGGAGCAAAGAGAGAAACCUGUUUCAUCUUUGGCCUGUUUGUUGCAAAAACUGACAUUUUUGCUUGUUUCUUUCUUUCUCUUUUUUGUUGUUUGUUUUUGUUUUUAUCAGCUGUACCUUGAUCCGAGGAGGAGAGGCGGGGGGGGACUGUCGCCGGCUCAGCGCGCACUCUCAUCCUGCGCUUCCCCCUUUCAUCGCUCUCACGUCGCUCCUCUUCGCAGCUGCUGCCUCCCGCUCUCCCUCAACAUGAGGAGCAGCUAACCCUGGAUGCUGACAGCUCCCCUUUUUCUUCCCCACAUGUCGCAUCUUUUGUUUACUUUGAGUGGAACGCGCGCGUCUAAACACCGAGUGGAAUAGACCCACGCCACUUUGCUCCUGUGACAGCGCUAUCAAAGGGAGACGCCGAGAGGCGAGGAGGGGAGGCAGAGAAGAGAGGGAAAAGGAGGAUAGCGACAGAGAGGAGAGAGAGAGAGUGAGAGAGAGAGAGGGGAGAGAGACAGAGUGAAGGUGCGUUUUGAUGUUUGGCAUCCACGAGAGCAUCCAGAGGAGUGGGAGUAGUAUGAAAGAGGAGCCCAUGGUGGCCGGGAUGAACGCGGUUCGGACAUGGAUGCAGGGCGCCGGAGUGCUGGACGCCAACACAGCCGCCCAGAGCGGAGUGGGUCUCGCUCGGGCGCACUUCGAGAAGCAGCCGCCCUCCAACCUCCGCAAGUCCAACUUCUUCCACUUCGUCCUGGCUUUGUACGACAGACAGGGUCAGCCGGUGGAAAUAGAGCGGACCACGUUUGUCGACUUUGUGGAGAAAGAAAAGGAAACGACGGGGGAAAAGACCAACAAUGGCAUUCAUUAUAGGCUUCAGCUCCUCUACAGUAACGGAAUCCGGACAGAGCAGGACUUAUAUGUUCGACUCAUUGACUCCAUGACUAAACAGGCGAUUGUCUAUGAGGGUCAGGAUAAAAAUCCAGAAAUGUGCCGGGUCCUGUUAACCCACGAGAUCAUGUGCAGUCGGUGCUGUGAUAAGAAGAGUUGCGGCAACAGGAACGAAACCCCAUCAGACCCUGUCAUCAUCGACAGGUUCUUCCUCAAGUUCUUCCUGAAGUGCAACCAGAACUGCCUGAAGAACGCAGGGAACCCUCGAGACAUGAGGCGUUUUCAGGUGGUUGUGUCCACUACGGUGAGCGUCGAGGGCCACGUCCUGGCCGUGUCUGACAACAUGUUUGUGCACAACAACUCCAAACACGGUCGGCGGGCUCGACGUUUGGACCCCUCGGAAGGAACUCCGUCCUACCUGGAACACGCAACCCCCAGCAUCAAAGCCAUCAGUCCCAGUGAAGGUUGGACAACAGGGGGCGCAACGGUCAUCAUCAUCGGAGACAACUUCUUCGAUGGCCUCCAAGUCAUUUUUGGAACAAUGCUUGUCUGGAGUGAGUUGAUCACUCCCCACGCCAUCCGUGUGCAGACCCCGCCCAGGCACAUCCCCGGGGUGGUGGAAGUCACGCUGUCCUACAAAUCCAAACAGUUCUGCAAAGGCACACCUGGACGCUUCAUCUACACAGCACUAAACGAGCCAACGAUAGACUACGGCUUCCAGAGAUUACAGAAGGUCAUCCCCAGACACCCUGGAGACCAGGAGCGAUUACCCAAGGAGGUGAUUUUAAAGAGAGCCGCCGACCUGGUGGAAGCCUUGUAUGGGAUGCCUCACAAUAACCAGGAGAUGAUUCUAAAACGAGCGGCGGACAUCGCAGAGGCCCUCUACACGACAGUGCCGCGGGGCCACAACCAGCUCGCCAGUCUGGGCAGCAGCUCCGUCCACGCCGGCAUGAUGGCUGUAAACUCCUUCACCGGGUCGGAGGUGGCACAAACGGCCAAUCAGGGUUUCAGUAGAAGUACAAGCAGUGUGUCCCCUCAUGGUUAUGUUCCCAGCUCCACUCCUCAGCAGGGCAGCUACAGCUCUGUCUCCACUAGCAUGAAUGGCUACGCUAAUUCUGGCAUGGCAACCCUGGGCACUUCACCCAACUUCCUCAAUGGAUCAGCAGGCAACUCGCCCUAUGCUAUCGUCCCAUCCAGCCCAACCAUGGCGUCGUCAACCAGCCUGGCAUCCAACUGCAGCAGCUCCUCCGGCAUUUUCUCUUUCUCUCCGGCCAACAUGGUCUCCGCCGCCGUCAAGCAGAAGAGCGCCUUCGCCCCCGUCGUUCGGCCCCAGAACUCGCCUCCUCCUACCUGCACCAGCGCUAACGCUAACAGCCUGCAAGAUCAGUCUUUUGUGGAUUCUAGCAAGUACUCAUCAGCCAGCUCUCUGCAGGGCCUGGCCUUCUCCUGAACAAUCCCUGGGAUGAUUGUUCCACCCAUGUAGAGGAUGUGGGAAGCUGGAGAUUUUUGGGGAGAGCGUUGAGAGAAAAAGGCACGGUAGCGGAGCCUGGCAAGCCUCUGCUGCUCUCCAGAGCUUCAGUGAAGGAAGCAAAGAUAAGACGCUGGACUAUAAAACUCAGGCCUUUCCAAUGGGAUUUCAUCGGAAUGGGAUAUGGCAGAAGAUUAAGGGGACAUAUUGAGCCUUUGUGACGUUUCUUUAUUUUUGUUUUGUUUAUUUUUCCCCUUUUUUUGGUCGAAUUAGUGUAGCAUCUCUGACACCAAGUCGGAUGGAGUGUAAAGAGACUGACCGUUUGCCCACAGUGUGCCACUGACCUCAUGAAAAGAGCAUUUAUUUAUCUUGAUGUUUAUGGCUGGAAGCUUUGGGUUUGAUUAUAGAAAACAUACCUCCCAUCCCUGCCCCCCACCUCUCACCGUUUUGCGGCCUGUACCGUCCAUGAAGUUCUCUGUUUGACUCGCACGGGUCUGCAACACAAAACGCAUAGAAAAACAGAAGAGAACCAUUUCCACCCUCAAUAGUUGCUGCUAAUUCUCUCACAAAUCUAAAGAGUUGUCCUUUAAAAGAAACCCCACCUGCCUUUUGUGUUUUAUGUUCCCCUUCCACGUUUUGUUUGUUUGUAUGAAUUUUUUGAUAAAACUGUGAGGAUUGAGCUGUUUGCAAUAUGCUUUUCUCUGCUUUAUCAUGUGAAGGAAAAGGUGAAGAUUUUGUCUUUGUUUUUGUUUUUUGUUUUUUUCUUUUCGGUUGGAGAUGUUGGUAAAGACUUGAAAAGCCGGAGGAUGUGCGCGUCCAGCCAGCACUGUUACUGAAGGAGCCUAGCAGUUAUCAAAUUUAACAAAAAAGAAAAAAGCGUGACAUAUGUGAUAUAUUUUUGUAUAUAUUAAAUAAAAAGUUGACUUUUGUUCCUUUUUUAAAAAAAAAAAAAAAAAAUCUGGCAUCUCGUUUCCUUUCGCGAUAGCUAUAGUUUGGGAUGUGAGCAUUAAAACGUCUCAUGGCAGCUUCUCAGUACAGACAAUAGAUUUUUUUUUUUCCUGUGUUGUCAAUAUCUCAUCUGCAAAACACGAAUUUGGAUUCGAAAAGAAAAAAAGGGGGAGUCCUGUAAAAUAUCCUAUAAAUAAUGUAUUUAUCCUGUGUAUGUACAUUGACUUUCACCAUCGUUUAGUUGUGUUGUGUACGUUUAAUGAAAGUAAUUGAACAUAUGUCACAGUCUUUUGCUUUGUUACUGUUGUCUCCCACUAUUUAAAUGUGACUGUUUUAAUUGAUUUAUUGACUGUUUUUUGGGGGGGGUGUUGCAUUGAUAAACUUUUUUUUUUCUCUCAUUCAAAACAUGUCAUUGUCUAUUUUUGUAUUAUUUGUAAGUUAAUAAAAGAAAAAUCUGUUCUUUUUUUUUUCCUUAUAAAAAUGUUUAUUGUACGGCAAAAAAGUAGCAUCUUUACAGAGUAUUUGGUUGAGGUAGAUUUUUUUAAGAAUAUAAACACACAUUAAUAUAUACUGUAAAUCUAUAUCUUUUUGUUUGAACCUUCGAGGCUUUUAGAUGGAUACUGUUCUUGAUCUGAUAAUAUGCAUGGGCUCAUCUCUUGAGUGACUGCCUAGCGUGUGUGUGUGUGUGUGUGUUGGUAUGCGUGCGUGUGGAAACCAAGAGACUUAAGGAAACGGUUAGUUUAUUCUUUUGUUGUGUUCUCUUUCUUCCUCCCUUUGUUCCUUCUCUUAUGUUAUUUAUGCCUGCUUACAUCUACUAUCUAUAUACUCUUUCUUUUUUCUGCCACUGUAAUCCUUACCAGCAGUCUAGAUGCCUUAACAAUGCAAGCCCUUUUUCUUCGUUCAAUCACAUGUACAGUUUUCUACCCUUCACCACAGUUGUGUGUUGCCACAGAGGAAUUCACGAGAACUUUGGGGACAAAGCACAAACCCGCUCUGUUCGGUGCUGAAGCCAGACUAGAAUACAAAGAGCCAUAACUCAACAAUCUCACACACCCCGAUGUAUAAUGCUACGGCGAUGGCAUGCUUUGAGAAAGGCAGUCGGAGCAGACUGACUCCUCCAUGCUUGCUGCACAUUAGCGUUGAAAGAAAUUGGUUCUUUUCUUUUUCUUUUUUUUCCAAUUGUGUAGCUUUUUUUUCCAACUGGGGAACGAUUUCGACAGCACGACGGGGAUUUUUUUUUUUUUUUUUUUUUCACAACACAAAGUAGUACUUUUUGAACUUUUAGACGAGCACUGUCACAGCACAAUUUUAAUAUCCGACCUGCGCCGGCCUCAUGGCUAAGUCAAAAAGAACGGCAGCACACGAAGCCCCGCCCCCCUUUACACGAAGCCCCGCCCCCCUCCCAUACCCCUGUCAGCAAUUUCCGUCAUUUCCUCUUUGUCUCUGCCGUGUGUCUUCAAGCUGUUGCUGGACGGGGGCGAGGGUCUGUAGGGGGCGAAUGGGGGCUUUUCUCUCUUCGCUUUUCUUUUCUAGGGGCCUGGUUUUGUUAAAGUGACUAGAGAGGAUUGUUUUAACGGCGGCGCCUGCUGACAGACAAGUGUUUUUCAGGCACUUAUGCUCCUGCACCCGCCCGGGCCGGGGCACGUAGGGGAGGUUGGAGGGAAGGGUUUGGGGGGGAGCAAGGGAAGUGGGGGUGGUGGCUGGCCUGUUUCAGAUAAUCUACAGAGGUCUGUUGUCAUACAAUGGCAUCUUUGUAAGCAAAGUUCCAUCCUGGACAUGAAUAUCAGUAGUGGGUGACAAAGUUUUGUAUUUAGGUAACAAACAAGAACAAAAAACAAAAAAAUGAUGCAAACCAAAUAGCUGGUGUCUAUUUUUUUCCUCUGUUUGUCCUUGACUGCAAAUACACUGAACAGCUCUAUAAUAUAAGGGAAUAAAAAAAAUCUACUGUAUAGAUUGUUAUUGUUUUUGAUGAAAAUUGAGCUGUAAGAUAACUUUUGGACUCUCACGAUGUUAAUUAAAGUUACCUCUUGUCUGUGA
Molecule: messenger RNA, 5589 nt
Organism: Xiphophorus hellerii (green swordtail)
Lineage: Eukaryota; Metazoa; Chordata; Actinopteri; Cyprinodontiformes; Poeciliidae
Gene: ebf1a
Product: EBF transcription factor 1a
Exons: 17
Coding region: 787-2586 (599 amino acids)
Biological process (GO): regulation of DNA-templated transcription
Molecular function (GO): DNA-binding transcription factor activity; DNA binding
Source: RefSeq, a predicted model, not a curated record